GCUGCUGGCGGCGGUGGUAGUAGUGGUACCACCUACAAGGCUUCCUUCACCCAGUACGGCAGCGGUGACACCUUUGGCAGUGGAAACUGCAACACUGAUACCACUGCUUGCGGUUUCUACACCAACCCCGGCUACUCCGCCGCCCUCUCCCAAAACGCCUUUGGUGUCGGCCCUGGAGCAGGCGCCGGCCCCGGCUGCGGCACCUGCUGGAAGCUGACCGCUCAAACCGACAGCUCCGGCAACAAGCUGUCCAAUGCAGGCAACAGCAUCGUCGUCCAAGUCACCAACCUGUGCCCUGCCUCUGGCAACCCUCUGUGCUCCCAGAAUGGCUUGCAAGGAACCAACCAAUACGGCGCCAACCUCAACUUCGAUCUGUGCUUGAACUCUGGUGCCAACACUGCGCUGUUCGGUAAUUCUGGCGUCGGAUUGGCUGUGGGUACUGCUGUGCAAGUUUCUUGCAACCAGUGGAGUGGUACUGUUGUG
Messenger RNA from Aureobasidium namibiae CBS 147.97, 483 nucleotides. RefSeq lists its product as uncharacterized. NCBI's taxonomy places the organism in Eukaryota, Fungi, Ascomycota, Dothideomycetes, Dothideales, Saccotheciaceae. The transcript is spliced from 2 exons. The annotation marks the transcript as partial. The record is from RefSeq and is a predicted model, not a curated record.